Molecule: messenger RNA, 7966 nt
Organism: Entelurus aequoreus (snake pipefish)
Lineage: Eukaryota; Metazoa; Chordata; Actinopteri; Syngnathiformes; Syngnathidae
Product: wu:fc21g02
Exons: 10
Coding region: 165-1565 (466 amino acids)
Source: RefSeq, a predicted model, not a curated record
UUUGCAAGUGUACCUAAUAUUAUGGCCGGCGAGGAGCCUGCGCAAAUGUUGCGCAGUAAUGACGUCUACGCGCAGAGGAAGCCUCGCCCAGUUUGUUCGUGUGUCCUUUAGGUUUACAGUAAACUAGACUUCUUCUGCAAACAACACACAUUCAUCAGCGCGUCAUGUUGCUCGCAUUCCUUCUGGCCUGUUUCGUCUGUGGUUCCUACGGAGUAACGCAUGAAGAGUUGUGCUUCGGCCAAGCGUAUCGCUUCCCUUUCCAAUACACGCCACCUUUAUUUACCGGGAAGAUAUACUUCACUCCGAAGGGCUCAGAAAGCAAAAGGCUGCUGGUUGACAAUGGCGAGGCGAAGGACCCGCGUGUCAAAAUUCUGCACACUUCUAUGUCCCUGCAAGAGUUGACAGAACAAGAUGAGGGAAUUUUCUCAGUCCAAUAUGAUUAUUCCCCCUUCAAUAUUGUCUCUCUGAAAAUAUUAGACUGUGCUGACAAGGUGGAAAAAUAUUACCAUGGGAUGUACCGCAUCGAAAUUCUUAGUAGUGUGCACAUUCUGGAGUUCACUCCCAUUGGCAAGCCGGACCAAACAACGAUCCUGUGGAACCGCACCGACCCUAAAGGCCGUCAGGCAGUCAGGGGCCAGUUCAAGAACAAUUAUUGGGAGAUUUCAGAUCUCACACAGGACGAUAGCGGCUACUACAACUUGAGGCGAAAGAGCUACGGGUUGUUGUCCAGGAAAAAGCUGGCAGUCACAGAGCAGAGCAGAAGCCAUGAACCCAAGGAGGGCGCGACUUGUUUCAUACAAUACCCUUCUUCCUUCGUUCCAUGGGACGUCACCUUCACUCCGAGUCGGGAGGGUGAUGACAAAGAUCUGAUGGUGGCUGGAAAUUGGGAAUUUAAGUACCGACUCCACCCGGACAGUUACGGCCUAGAAAUCUUUCCUGUGGAAAGCAAAGAUUCUGGCCUCUACGAGUUCCGAGACAAAGAUGGCCACCUGGGGUUAUCGGCCAGUCUGGACGUGGAAGAGGCUCACGCUCCUACAUAUGUUUACAUCAUCUUGUCUGUCGUCUUCAUUGCGGGGGUGGCGAUCUGCUGUUGCUGCAUCAGAAGAUCCUGCUGUAAAAAGAAAGCCUCCAAAACAAACACUCCUCAGUUAAUAUCAAAUACGCCAACGACGCCUGCUGUGUAUUACCACGGCCCAACUCAACCCACAGGAACAAGUUACCCUGCUGCAGCUUACUCAUAUCAGCCGAGUCCUGCUCCUGCAGCAGUUCCAGCGCCUGCAGCCCUUCCCGCCUAUCAGCCCUACAAGCCGGUCAGCACUACGGAACCUCCUGUAACAGGACCACCUGUGUUCAACACAGUGGUCGUCCAUCCCAGCCCAGGGCAGCUUGAGACUGUUGUUUCAGGCGGGCAUGACUCCGCCCCGGGCCCGACCUUUGGAUCCGGUUUCUUAUCGUCGGACCCCGGGCCCAGGUUCGAACUCAAAGGGAUGAACUUUUCUUCCGCCCUCAGCUCAGACGCCGACAUCGCCAACGUUUACACCUCCAAGAAGCUCAGCUUCAAGUGAGGGGCCGCAAGCAAGGACGAGAAUGUCGGGAGGGGGAGGAGCCGCACGCUGCCAGGUGUAUCAUUCAAAAAAAAAAAAGUGUGCAUGUGUGGCUUUUUUCCCUGCAUGAACACAUGAACAUACGUCGUCGUCAGUGUUUGUUGUUUUUGGCGUGCUUUUGCUGGCUUUAAAAGGACACUAAGAUACAACUCAGUGGCGUUUUAACCGUGCAUAGAGUGGGAAAGUUACCCACUGUAGGGGGAGUGGCGCAGCGUGGAAGGGUUCUUCCACAGCAAAUUCAUUCAAAAGGGAUGUUUUUAUUAUAUACCGGUUUGGAUUCUCUGUCCGUCAUGGCUGAAAUGUCAUUUUAUUCACCCCUUCUUAAGAAUGACAAAUACAAUAUGUCUGCAUAGAAAUAUACAGAGUGACGCAAUUUAUAGUCGUCCCUUGUUUGUCACUGUUAAUUGGUUCCGGACAUGACCGUGAUGAAUGAAUUCCGCAAAGUAGGAAUGAUUAAUGGAAUCUUGUCAUAGCUACGGCAUAAAAAACAUUUAAAUGUGUUUUUCAACAUUAUGACAUGAAAUAACACCCUUUACACUUCAAAAAAGAGCUGACAAAAUAUAGGAUUUUAAGAAAAUAAAUACUGUAUUUUUCCGGAGUAUAAGUCGCACCGGCCGAAAAUGCAUAACAAAGAAGGAAAAAAACAUAUAUAAGUCGCACUGGAGUAUAAGUCGCAUUUUUGGGGGAAAUGUAUUUGAUAAAAGCCAACACCAAGAAAAGACAUUUGAAAGGCAAUUUAAAAUUAAAGCUGCAAGCAGCGUUGGUCGGGUCCGCAUUUUGGCAGGUGCUAGUCCUAGGUGUCCCAAUACUUUUGUCCAGUGGUAGUCCUGAGUGAGACCUACAUAGAGGUUUUUGUUGCGUGUCUCUACGAUAUUCGUACUGGGAGUUAGAGGAAGUUGUGUCUGUGUUUUUUUCCUAGGUGCUGCGGCACAGUGGUUCUUUUCUUUGAAGGCUCGUAAAAUCAAAACCGUAGCACUUAUUAAAACGCUUUCGCCAACUUUUAAUCAGAUUGGUUCAAUCUCUCUCCUGUAGUAGUUUGAAGCCAAAACAACAAACGCGCUCAGAGGAGAUAAUAUUAUAUAUUUGGUGACCGCUUUUUAAAAAAAAAUUUGUUUUGAAGUGGGGAUAUCAAACUUCCUGUUGAUUUUUGCUGAAGGAUUUCAAUCUAUGAAAUGUAGGUCUAAGUGAGACCUACGUAGAGGUUUUUGUUUCAUGUCUCUAAAACGUUCCUACCGGAAGUUACAAGCAGUUUUGUCUGUGUUUUCCUCUGAGAAGCAGUUUUGUCUCUGUUUUAUUCAAAAAUUGCGCUAGAGCGCAAUUUUGAGUUUUGGGGUUCGGUUUUUUUUAGAUCGCAAUUUCCACCAGUCCCAAUGUGUGUAAAAAUUUUGGUGAGUUUUGAAGUAUUUUAAGGGGGUCAAAUUACAGCUCAAAGAGGCUAAAAUUUGUGUUUUUAGUCAUUUUUUGUGUUGAAGGGGAAAUUGCCAACUUCCUGUUGGUUUUUGCCUGAGGAUGUGAAAUUAUGAAUUGUAGGUCUAAGUGAGACCUACAUACAGGUUUUUGUUUCAUGUCUCUACGACCUUCCUAGUGGGAGUUACAGGCAGUUUGUUUUUGUUUUUUUCCUAGGGGGCACUAGAGCGCAAUUUUGAUUUUUGGGGUUUGGUUUUUUACUAAAGUGUGCUGUCCCAGUUUUUCUAUGGGUGUAUAAAAUUUGGUGAGUUUUGAAGCAUGUUAAGGGUGGCAAAGUAGUGCGCAAAGCUGCGGAAUAAUAAUCAACCUUACAAUUUCAAUAGGUUCCUUUGUACCUGUACAAAGGACUCCCUGUGGGAGUCCUUUGUACAGGGUACAUGCGAACCCUAAUAAUAAAUAAAGAAUAGUGAACAACAGGCUGAAUAAGUGUACGUUAUGAGGCAUAAAUAACCAACUGAGAACGUGCCUGGUAUGUUAACGUAACAUAUUAUGGUAAGUCAUUCAAAUAACUAUAACAUAUAGAACAUGCUAUACGUUUACCAAACAAUCUGUCACUCCUAAUCGCUAAAUCCCAUGAAAUCUUAUACGUCUAGUCUCUUACGUGAAUGAGAUAAAUCAGGGGUCACCAACCUGUUUGAAACCAAGAGCUACUUCUUGGGUAGUGAUUAAUGCGAAGGGCUACCAGUUUGAUACACACUUAAAUAAAUUGCCAGAAAUAGCCAAUUUGCACAAUUUACCUUUAACUCUAUGUUAUUAUCAAUAAUUAAUGAUAUUUACACUUAAUUGAACGGUUUAAAAGAGGAGAAAACACGUAAAAAAUGACAAUUAAAUUUUGAAACAUAGUUUCUCUUCAAUUUCGACUCUUUAAAAUUCAAAAUUCAACCGAAAAAAAGAAGAGAAAAACUAGCUAAUUCGAAUCUUUUUGAAAAAAUUAAAAAAAGAAUUUAUGGAACAUCAUUAGUAAUUUUUCCUGAUUAAGAUUAAUUUUAGAAUGUUGAUGACAUGUUUUAAAUAGGUUAAAAUCCAAUCUGCACUUUGUUAGAAUAUAUAACAAAUUGGACCAAGCUAUAUUUCUAACAAAGACAAAUCAUUAUUCCUUCUAGAUUUUCCCGAACAAAAAUUUUAAAAGAAAUUCAAAAUAAAUUUGAUUCUACAGAUUUUCUAGAUUUGCCAGAAUAAUUUUUUUGAAUUUUUAUCAUAAGUUUGAAGAAAUAUUUCUCAAAUAUUUGUCGAAAAAACAGAAGCUAAAAUGAAGAAUUAAAUUAAAAUGUAUUUAUUAUUCUUUACAAUAAAAAAAACAUUAAUUUACUUGAACAUUGAUUUAAAUUGUCAGGAAAGAAGAGGAAGGAAUUUAAAAGGUAAAAAGGUAUAUGUGUUUAAAAAUCCUAAAAUCAUUUUUAAGGUUGUAUUUUUUCUCUAAAAUUGUCUUUCUGAAAGUUAUAAGAAGCAAAGUAAAAAAAUUAAUGAAUUUAUUUAAACAAGUGAAGACCAAGUCUUUAAAAUAUUUUCUUGGAAUUUUAAAUUCUAUUUGAGUUUUGUCUCUCUUAGAAUUAAAAAUGUCGUGCAAAGUGAGACCAGCUUGCUAGUAAAUAAAUAACAUUUAAAAAAUAGAGGCAGCUCACUGGUAAGUGCUGCUAUUUGAGCUAUUUUUAGAACAGGCCAGCGGGCUACUCAUCUGGUCCUUACGGGCUGCCUGGGGCCCGCGGGCACCGCGUUGGUGACCCCUGAGCUAAAUAAUAUUAUUUGAUAUUUUACGCUAAUGUGUUAAUAAUUUCACACAUAAGUCGCUCCUGAGUAUAAGUCGCACCCCCGGCCAAACUAUGACAAAAACUGCGACUUAUAGUCCGAAAAAUACGGUAAAUGUGUUUUUCAACAUUAUGACAUCCCUCCAGACAUGAAAUAGUGAAGGGAAUUAUAUUUAUAUAGCGCUUUUUCUCUAGUGACUCAAAGCACUUUUACAUAGUGAAAUCCAAUAUCUAAGUUACAUUUAAAGCAGUGUGGGUGGCACUGGGAGCAGGUGGGUAAAGUGUCUUGCCUAAGGACACAACGGCAGUGACUAGGAUGGCGGAAGCGGGGGUCGAACUUGGAACCCUCAAGUUGCUGGCACGGCCACUCUACCAACCGAGCUAUACCGCCCCAAAUAACACCCUUUACACUUCAAAAAAGAGCUGGAAAAAUAUAGGAUUUUAGGAAAAGAAAUACUAAAAACUAGUGAAAUGAUCUUUCCAUGCAGCUAAGUUAAUUUGACUUGAUAAGACAUCCUAAAUUAAAAUGUGUAUAUAUAGAAAUUAGCGGGAUAAUAGAAAUAGGUGUUUUUUUUCCGGAAUGCAAGCAUUAUUAAAAUUGCAAUUCUUAAUUUAAGCAUCCUUGGGAUGUUGUCUUUUUAAAAAAAAAAAUUUUAUUUUUAAGGCAAGUCCCAGGAAUACAAUUACAUAUCAAAUGUUCCCUUUACCCCCAAAAAAACAAAGACACCCACAAAAUAUAAAAAUAAAAUAGGGGAAAAUAAAUGAAUUCAAGUAAGUAAAUACAAAUACAAUACAUUUAAAUGACAGUACAUAAAAUACAUACACCAGUCAAAUGGGUACAGGUAAAUAUUGAUGUUGCAGAAUCUUUAAACGAGAUUUUCUAUGUGGGGACGACUAAAAUAUUUUAUUUGAAUGUUUUUUCUACUCAAUUUUAACAUUUUUAAACUACAAUAGACAAAGUAUAAUUUUUCAUGCUAAAAUUUAAGAUUAUGAUGUAAAGUCAAUGACUAAAAACAAGUAAAUAGCUUUUAAAACGAGGGAAAUUACUAGAAAUAAAAUUUAAAAUCCUGACAAGUGGCAAGUAAUUUGCACCUUUACACUCUUUUCGUCUAAUAAUAAUUAAAUAUUUACUAAUGACUAAUCUAGUAAUGCUGCCUGAGGCUGAGCCAAUCAGUGGCCACGAUACUGAACUGUCUCCUCUAGUGGCUAAUGCUACAGUAGUACUGAUAUGUUCACUUUACUUUGCCAUUGUUAUGCUUGAAAGUGCUCAAUUUAGGUCAAAAAUGUUGGAGGAUAUCCUUUUGAAAAAAUGAAUUCCCAAAAACAGCGAUGUGGCCUGGGGUCGACUCUACCACAAAAAACAACAAUAGCCUAAAAAAUAUGGUAGCCCUAAAGGAACAUAACAUAAGACAAUCCUUUUUUCAAAAUCCAAGAUUUUUGGACCGAUUUUAUUCUGUUGCUAGGCAGAAAUCAUACACCUCCAUCAUUAAUGUGCUCUUUGACAACGUUAAAUCAAUGCUGGGUUCUGACAUUGAACAUUGAAUUUUGGUCAUUUUUCAACCGAUAUUUUACAACACAAAUACAACGUUAAAACUACAUGCUUUUCCACAACGUUUAUCCAAUGUCAGGUUCUGACAUUGAUUGGAACAUUAAAUUUUGGUCAUUUUUCAACCGAUAUUUUACAACACAAAUACAACGUUGACACUACAUGCUUUUAUCCAAUGUCAGGUUCUGACGUUGAUUUGAUCAUUGAAUUGUGGCAAUUUCCCAACCAUCCAACGUUGGACGUCAACCUUGUCUCUAUUUACAAACACAACUGUUUUGCAACGUUGUUUCAAAGUCCGUUUUAAAAGGACACGUACGUAUAAUCAACAUUGUAUCGAUGUCUUGUGCCUGCUGGGAUGUAGACCCUUUAACAAUUCGAGGCGUGGCCAAAAACAUCACUAUCUGAUGCUCUGUAUUAAAUAUCAUUCUGCCCUAAUAAUGCAAGGUAAGAACGCCACUGAGCAUGUGCAGAAGUAGAAAAUCCCUCAAUCGUGGAGUUACACAUGUCAGCCACUAGGGGGGAUGGGGGGGGGGGCUUUAUGUCCAUAUAUGUAAUUAGCUAAAUGUGUGUUUUAUUAUGGACUUAUGAAAUAGCUAUAAAUGAUAUACAGUAUAUAGAGAGAGAGCGAGAGAGAGAGAGCAUACACGUGUUGCUGUUGUUAGGAUGUAUCAAAUGAACUUUUCUGCUUCCUCAGGUGACAUUUACACCAGUGUUCCCCAACCUUUUUUCCACCAGGGACCGGUUUAAUGUAUGCAUUACAGUGUUUCCCAUAAACUGCCAAGAUACCUGUGGCGGUGGGGGCGUGGCUAUGGGCGUGAUCACCAUGACAUCAUCGAGUAAUUUGCAUAAUUUACUACAAAGAUAUGAUUUUCUCUAAAAAGGCUCAAAAAAUGUAUACUUACUAAUUAAUAAUAACAGUUUUGUUUUAAACGUCCAUCCAUCCAUUUUACAAUAUAAUUACAACACUUUAUGUGCAUAUUUAUAUACAGAUUUGAAGUUACUCACUGAAAUAUAUUUAUUAAUUGUGGUUCUUACAAAAAAUAUAUCUUAUAAAAAUAUAAAAGCUAAAAUGUCUCUUAAAGUUCUGCCCCUUUAAUUAGUGCAUACUAAAUAAUUUAACUUUAGCCUACUACUACAAGCAUAUUAUUUACCAGCAACAUAAAGUGAAACAGAGGCAGAGGUGUCCUGCCACAGUCAGUAACAAAUAAACAGAAAACAGUAGUGGUGGUAGAUAUCAAUGUUCAAUCAAUGUUUAUUUAUAUAGCCCUAAAUCACAAGUGUCUCAAAGGGCUGUACAAGCCACAACGACAUCCUCGGUACAGAGCCCACAUACGGGCAAGGAAAAACUCACCCCAGUGGGACGUCGGUGAAUGACUAUGAGAAACCUUGGAGAGGACCGCAUAUGUGGGUAACCCCCCCCCUCUAGGGGAGACCGAAAGCAACGGAUGUCGAGUGGGUCUGACAUAACAUUGUGAAAGUCCAGUCCACAGUGGAUCCAACACAUCAGCGGGAGUCCAGUCCACAGCGGGGCCAACAGGAAACCAUCCCGAGCGGAGACGGGUCAGCAGCGCAGAGAUGUCCCCAACCGAUGCACAGGCUAGUGG